Messenger RNA from Amblyraja radiata (thorny skate), 2749 nucleotides. Its product is annotated as thioredoxin-interacting protein-like. Gene Ontology annotation, molecular function: ubiquitin protein ligase binding. The transcript has 9 exons. The record is from RefSeq and is a predicted model, not a curated record. NCBI's taxonomy places the organism in Eukaryota, Metazoa, Chordata, Chondrichthyes, Rajiformes, Rajidae. Gene Ontology annotation, cellular component: cytoplasm. Gene Ontology annotation, biological process: protein transport. The coding region runs from base 159 to 1391 and encodes 410 amino acids.
GAGAGGGAGAGGAACGCUGACGUGAACGCUGACCAAACCCGCUAAUUAUCAACAAAAACACUUUUUUCCAACUAUCCCAUUCGCGGACUGACGGCGUUUCUUUGUUUUUUCUAAUUUCCUGUGGAAAAAUAUUAAUAUCCGCCAAGCUGGACGACAAAAUGGGGGUGAGCAAGAACCCGCUGCAGACGUUCGAGGUCCGGUUCGACGGCGGCGCCGAGCGCGGCUACUACACGGCCGGGGACCAGGUGUCGGGCCGGGUCAGGGUCAGGGCGGCCCGGACGCUGCGGGUGGCCGCGGCCGGACUCAGGUUCGUCGCCCUGGGCUACGCCCGGGCCGAGCUGGGCAAAGGGUCGCAGGCGCUGCGGCAGCAACAGCAGGAGUACCUGCGGCAUGGAGGGGCGCUCUGCCCCGACCGCCAGCACCAGCACCAGCAGGAGGAGCAGGAGCCCGCAGACACCAAUGGCGGCACCCUGCUGCGAUCGGGGGAAAUGUACGAGUACACCUUCACCUUCCCGUUGCCUAAAGGGCGUCUUCCCCCGUCCUUUAAAGGGAAGUACGGAGGCGUGUGCUACCUUGUGAAGGCCUUUAUUGACCAGGAGGCCCUGCCGCCGCUGGAGUGCAGCAAGGACUUUGAGGUGGUGGAGCCCAUCGAUGUGAACACACCAAACCUGCUGUCCCCAGUUGGUGGUUCCAACAAGAAGAACCUGACCUGCUUCUUCCUUGCAGACGGCUACGUGUGUAUCGCAGCCAAGAUUGACCGGAAGGGCUACUGUCAAGGCGAUGAGAUUUGCAUCAACGCCCAGUUCCAGAACAACUGCUCCAGGAUUAUCGUGCCCAAGGCGGCCAUCUUAGCCAAGCAGACCUACCUGGUGAACAACAGCACCAAGGUGGUGAAGGAGAAGCUCGGCUGCGUCCGGGGGAACCACAUCAUCUCGGGGAUGUCCGAUUCCUGGUGCGGCAAGUGCCUCCGGAUCCCCACAGUCAAGCCCUCCAUCGAUUGCAGCAUCUUGCGCCUGGAGUACUCCCUGCUGAUUUAUGUCCACAUUCCCGGCAGCAAGAAGCUGAUCCUGGACCUGCCGCUGGUGAUUGGCACCAUCCCCUACAGUGGCAUGGACAGCAGGUCGAGCAGCAUGGCCAGCGACUGCAGCAUGAGCAACAACAGCAUGAGCUACAACAGCAUGAGCUGGCCACACAUGGCCUUCCCACAGUCCAUGUCCGAUUCGUCAUUUGAGGAUAACCAUCGCAUGGAGUGCCCCACCACCCCGCUGCUGGAUGAGAACGACGGGGUCCCGGACAGCCCAAUCUUCAUGAAACCCGCCUUCAACUACCCCUCUCCACCCAUCUGCAACCUGGUGGAUGAGAACGGGAACAGCGCCUUCCCGGUGCAGUGAAGCAUCGUACGAAGCCAGGACACAUUAAAAAUAUUAUCUUGGACUUGCGUCUAAAUUCCGGUCGGCAGUUACGAGGUGCUGGCAGCGCAGGGCCCCUGAGGUGAAGGCGGAGGAGGGCCAGUGAAGAGGGGAAGGAGGUAUUAUCACUCCAUGUACAAAGCCUUGACUCCAGCAAUCGGGCAUUCGGAUCUCAGUUGUGUCGCGAUUCUCUGACGGCAGUGAGAGGGGCCCCACAACGUUCGGUAGUUCCUCAUCACCAGCGUUGUCAGCUAUGCUUGGGUUGUGUCUCAUUUUUAAUCUAAGGUGUUGUUUUUGUGUGUCAGAAGAAAUCAGUUUGCCUUAAAACUGACAGGUAUUUUGUAACUUGGCAGUGCCAUGUCUUGGUGCCAGGCCAGGGAAGCUGCUGCUGGGCACACCGCAGUCCUGCCAUUCACUGCCCUCCUUGCCCACCUGGGGUAGGACAAGCCCCAACUUAGAAUGACAAUAAGAACCCAAAGAUUCUCUCUGACCUCUGCUGCAACCAACUCACUCCAAACACGUAGGCUUCAGUAUCUUUUUAAAUUGUCCCUAGUGUGUAGGAGGAUAGUGACCGUCUACGUGGGACCGCUGGUCGGCACCGACUCGGACAGCCCAUAGGUCCUGUUUCCCCGCUGUAUCUCAAGUCUAACAUUGAAGUGUGUAGGGAUAGAGGGAGCUGAAGAGGCACCGCAUAGAUUUCUUAAAUUUCAAAUAACCUCUUUUAAAAAAGUAAAACAUGUAUAGGUGGUGUUGCCUGGAUCGCUGAGUUACUCCAGCAUUUAGUGUCUAAACCAGCAUCGGCAGUUAUGGCAAUACUGCGAGCGCGUGUAUUUUUCACUCCAGUGUGUUCUCUCUGACCAGAAAGCCACUCCCGUGUGUGUGUGUGUGUAUGUGAGCCACUGUUGCAAGAUUCCAGCUCCAUCCUUUGGAGAAGCCUUAAGCUUCAGAAUGCAAAUUGCUCAGUUGUUUCCCCCCCCCCUCUCUGUCAGGAGCUCCACAAACAAGCUGGGGCUCACCACUGUGCAGCCUACACAUAUUAACUACAAUGGUAUUGGAGCCACUUUGAUGCCAUAUUCUGAAGUAUAUCGCCACUGUUAUACAAUGAACACUGUGGCCUCUGGUCAUUCUCAAUAAGGGACAAUAAUAUCUCAUGUAAUGCAACGUAUUUACUGUUGAAGUGUUAUUUGUAUUCAGAUUUAUUUAAACCACUUGGUUUUGUGUAUUUUUCUGCACUCUGCUAGUAAUGUGCAUCUUGCCAAAGGUUAUUUUGUAUUUUUCUAAGAAGUCUUUUAUUUUGUACACUUGAUGUUUUCAAUAAAAGUUGAAAUAUUUUAAAGUAA